Messenger RNA from Adineta steineri, 1536 nucleotides. NCBI's taxonomy places the organism in Eukaryota, Metazoa, Rotifera, Eurotatoria, Adinetida, Adinetidae. The record is from the annotation of a GenBank genome assembly.
AUGUUAGUAUUAAUCUAUUUUCUCAUAAUUAUACAGCCGUAUUUGUAUAUCGCAUCAAUUACUAUCCAAGAUCCUGGCGAUAUAAUUGAUACUUCAAAGGAUACAGCAGACAAUGCUAUUAAAGCUAAUUAUAAUGUCAUGCCUGUGAUGUAUUUGUUAUCACCACUUCAAGCUACAAGUUUCUUCAAUGGAACUCAAUCUUCUUCUUGGAUUAGCCAUCAAACAUUCUCAGCAACUGCUAAUGAUACUAAUGUUAUUGUUGUUGGUAAUGGAGCUCAAUUAAAUCUUUCUUUCGUUAACAUUGUUAAAACUGGAUAUUCAUCCAAUCUUCUUCAAGCUAGCUUCUUUGGCGUGAAUGCAGCGAUCAAUAUUCAAAAUGGAUCUCGUGUCUUUUUCGAUCAUUUGAAUGUAACUACGCAUAAUGGAGCAGCUAAUCUAUACUCGUAUGGAAAUGGAUCCUAUGCCUAUGUUGAGAAUUCAUUCUUAUAUAGUUCAGGACCUGCAGCUCAUGGACUUUAUGCUGGUGGAUACGGAACGGUUGUAGGAAAAAACAUUGCUCAUUACUCAGGUGGUAAUCGUUGUUCAUCAUUUGCAGGUGAUUCACCUGCAGGUUAUGUUACUAUUUCAGAUGCAAUUGCCCAUACAGAUGGUAUUGGUAGUGCAACUUUCUAUGCACUUGGAACAAUAACUGCUACGAAUGUCAUCGGUUAUGCUGCAAAUGCACCUGCACUUUUCUCCGAUGGUCGACAAAUAUCAGUAUUUACCAAUUGUGAUCUUACAGCUGGACUUCUUGCUGGUACUGUCAUGUUUAGUUCGAUGAUUCGACAACAAGGUGCCAUGCUCAAUAUCACUAAUUCAAGACUGACUGCACUCGGUAAUACAAUGCCUGGCUUAUGGUUUGGAAAUGUGAUAGCUACCGUUUAUCUUUAUAACACAAUAAUUAAUACAGCAUCGAAUAUUCUCGUUACAGCUAAUUACUCUCAAGUGACACAAGAUUUUAAUUAUUAUGCAGGCUAUCCAGAUAAUCCAAAUCUUUUACCUGCAGUUGUCACAAUCAAUGUUGUCGAAUGUGCACUUACUGGUCAACUUAUUGCUUACAAUGGGAGUAGUAUUAAUUGGAUCAUGAGUCAAUAUUCAACAUGGAAUGGUAAUGCUUAUUCUGGCUAUGGUAACUCAUAUAUUAGUAUUUCUCUUGAUUCGACUUCAAUAUGGAAUGUAACUGGUAAUACAAUGCUACAAAAUCUUACAACAAGUAAUAAUAGUUUAGCAAAUAUCAACAGUAAUGGAUAUAAUAUUUCUUAUGAUUCAAAUUCGACUAUGAAUAGUUGGCUUAAUCAAACAACAGUAUCACUCACAGGUGGUGGCAAAUUGAUGCCUGCAAUACCAGGACAAUCAGUAAUUACUACAACGCAAGUGACAACAUCAUCUGCAAAGCAACAAACUCCUUCACAUUCAAUUUCUAUCUUUAGUGUUCCCAAAAUUUUUAUUUUGCACUUGUUUUCGAUCAAAAUUCUCAUAUUUCUAUUUUUUCAUUGA